CCGAGGCGCACGCCGGCCCAGCGCCCACAGCUGCGGCGGCCUAGGUGCCGCGUGGGGCAAGCAGGUGCCUCGCGUCCAGCCGGCUCCGCUGCUGGCUGCCUCGGAAACCGGCCGCGCUCCUCCCAGCGAGGCGUGGCGGGGAGGCGUAGUGAGGCUGGGCCCGUGGCGGUUUCCUGAGGAGGGCCGAGAAGGGGCCGGGGGUGCUAGGGGAACGGGCGCUGGGGGCAGCGGCCCCGGUGGAUGCUAAGGGAUUCGGGAUCGGGAGAGUCCACCACGCCUGCCUGCUCGGCUGAGAAUCGCCAUGCUAAAGGGAAAAAAGGAAAAGGCCAGGGCAAGUCUCAUGGGAAGAAACAGAAGAAACCAGAAGUGGACAUUCUCAGCCCCGCGGCCAUGCUGAACCUCUACUACAUCGCCCACAACGUCGCUGACUGCCUGCAUCUACGAGGCUUCCAUUGGCCGGGUGCUCCCAAAGGAAAGAAAGGGAGAAGCAAGUGACAGCAUUUCACAACACAUCUCUGUUACAGACAACAGGACCUGGGGAAGAGAAGUCAGGAUAACACAACUGUUGCCAGCAACAUAGACUUUACUCCAGACGACUUGAGAUGCAAAUUAAGUGUGCUUUUCUGUGAUGGUGGAAGAUCAGGAAAUGCACCUUACUUCCUCUGUUAUGCCAGAUAUGGUUAGCCACUUUGGUUUUUUAGGAGCUAUAGGAUGGGAAAAGCCUGAGUAAUUCCUACACAGUGUGCUGAAAUUAAUAGAACUUUCAGAAAUUAUUAUAAUUCUGGGUCAGGAUUAAACUUUGCUCUCAGAAGGCAGUUCUAGUUGCAUUAAUUGUUUUCUUUUGCCAAAGAGCGUUUGUCAUUUAGAGAAGACACAGCAAGAAACACUGGGUUUCCUUAGGAACAUUCCUCUCUUGGGCACCAUUUCCUUUUUUUUUUUUUAAUGGAAAAUAAUAAAUACUUUGUUUCUAUAA
Messenger RNA from Pan troglodytes (chimpanzee), 973 nucleotides. It is a transcript of the gene SMKR1, whose product is annotated as small lysine rich protein 1. The record is from RefSeq and is a predicted model, not a curated record. Lineage: Eukaryota; Metazoa; Chordata; Mammalia; Primates; Hominidae. The transcript is spliced from 2 exons. The coding region runs from base 241 to 495 and encodes 84 amino acids.